AAACCCCUCAACCUUCUCAUAACCACAACACAAAACACCACCACCACCACCUCGCUCUCUUCUUCCCUGCUUCACAAUUUUUAUUUUAAUGAUACUAUUUUGUUAUUGUUAAGACGGCAUCAUCAGGGAAAUGGAUCGGGUGAAGGGUCCAUGGAGCCCAGAAGAGGACGAGGCUUUGCGGAGGCUGGUUCAGGCCCACGGGCCUCGAAACUGGUCGGUGAUAAGCAAGUCCGUUCCGGGACGAUCCGGGAAAUCGUGCCGCUUACGGUGGUGCAACCAGCUCUCGCCGCAGGUGGCCCACCGCCCCUUCUCGCCGGACGAGGACGAGGCCAUCGUCAGGGCUCACGCCAGGUUCGGCAACAAGUGGGCCACCAUAGCUCGCCUUCUCAACAACGGCCGCACCGAUAACGCCGUCAAAAACCACUGGAACUCCACUCUCAAGAGAAAAAAAUGUUCCGCCGUUAGUGACGACGUCACCGAUCGUCCGCCUCUUAAAAGAUCUGCAAGCGUCGGCCCGGCCCAUUUGAACCCUGGCAGCCCAUCGGGCUCCGAUUUGAGCGAUCCGAGCCUGCCCGCUCUCUCAAACCCCUCCCCCUCGGCCCAUUACAGGCCCAAUCUCAUGGAAACCGCUUCUUCUGCUUGCGAUCCAGCCACGUCACUGAGUUUGUCUCUCCCCGGGUUCGGGUCCGGGUCUAACCCAGUUUGCGCACCUCGACCGGUAUCGGUGUCUCCGCCGUCACCGCCUCCGGCGGAGCCGGUGGAGCAGCGGGGGAAGCAAAUGUUCAACGCGGAGUUCUUGAGAGUGAUGCAAGAGAUGAUAAGAAAGGAAGUGAGGAGUUACAUGUCAGGGAUGGAACAGAAGAAUGGCUUCAGAAUACCAACCGAAGCGAUUGGGAACGCGGUGGUGAAGCGCAUGGGAAUUAGCAACAUCGAGUGAAGGAAAGAAACAAAAAACAAAAAAAAGAGAAUAAAAAACGGUGUCGUUUCGAGAUUCGAAUCAAGCCAACUGAACAUGAAUGAUGAAUGAUGAUGAAUCACAGAGUAGAGAAAAGUGAGAACCGAGAAAGAGAAACGGUGGUGUUUUUUUUUUUAAACUUUUUUUUUAAAUUUUAUUUUGUAGUUAAGUUUAAAUAUAAGUUUAAUUUCCCUUUACUUGAGGGUAAAAAAUAGUAAUAAUUUUGGCACUGUGCAGAAGAACCUCAGGACAGAAGGGAAGGAUGAUGAUAAUCAAUCAAAUAGUGUUUUUUUUUUUUUCUGUUAAACAGUAGUAAUUUUUUGUAUGAAAGUUGUUAGGAAUGGGUUUAAGUCUGAAAGAUAUUAAAAUGUUUGUA
Glycine soja is the source of this 1331-nucleotide messenger RNA. RefSeq names its product transcription factor MYB44-like. Gene Ontology annotation, biological process: regulation of DNA-templated transcription. Lineage: Eukaryota; Viridiplantae; Streptophyta; Magnoliopsida; Fabales; Fabaceae. Gene Ontology annotation, cellular component: nucleus. The record is from RefSeq and is a predicted model, not a curated record. The transcript has a single exon. Gene Ontology annotation, molecular function: DNA-binding transcription factor activity, RNA polymerase II-specific; RNA polymerase II cis-regulatory region sequence-specific DNA binding. The coding region runs from base 131 to 937 and encodes 268 amino acids.